Glycine soja is the source of this 1666-nucleotide messenger RNA. Its product is annotated as AT-hook motif nuclear-localized protein 7-like. The transcript is spliced from 7 exons. The coding region runs from base 296 to 1312 and encodes 338 amino acids. The record is from RefSeq and is a predicted model, not a curated record. Gene Ontology annotation, molecular function: minor groove of adenine-thymine-rich DNA binding. Lineage: Eukaryota; Viridiplantae; Streptophyta; Magnoliopsida; Fabales; Fabaceae.
AUUUUAAUGUUGCUGCUGCAGUAUUUAUUUUGAGCUUUACCAUAUUUUCCCAUUAAAAAUUUUCAACUUUCAAGUUUCAAUUCAAGCAGCUUUGGAAAACCCAACCAGCCAACAGUUAAGUUCUGGAGGGAACUGAAAAGAAAUCUUUAUACAAGAUUACACCUUCAGAAGAGUCUUGCCGAAGUGUGUGGAAUCUUUGUGACAGGUCAUGAUCUUUGUAUUCUGAGCAGUAUUCAGAGUUUGAUGUUGAUGUUGGUUUGAUUGUGUGGACUUAGGAGUGAGAAUAGUUUGAUAUAUGCGCAUGGAAGGAAGAGAAGGCUUCAGUUCGGGGGUUACAGUGAUAGGGGCAGAAGCUCCAUCAGCCUAUCAUAUGGCACCAAGGAGUGAAGCUCCAAGUCAGGUUCCUCCUCCUGUUCCUGAAGCAACAGCUGGAGCUAUUGGUGUCUCACCUGUGAGUGUGGGAUUGGAUGGAACAGCAGCUAAGAAGAAAAGGGGUAGACCAAGGAAAUACGGGCCAGAUGGGUUGAACUCUAUGGCAUUGUCACCCAUGCCAAUCUCAUCUUCAGCUCCAUUUGCUAAUAACUUCUCAUCCGGGAAGCGGGGGAAAUCGCGGGGGAUGGAGUACAAGCUGCUGAAGAAAGUCGGAGUGGAUCUUUUUGGUGACUCUGUUGGUACAAACUUUAUGCCCCAUAUCAUUACAGUCAAUACUGGUGAGGACAUUACAAUGAAGGUUAUAUCUUUUUCCCAACAAGGACCCCGUGCAAUAUGCAUCCUAUCUGCUAGUGGUGUAAUUUCAAAUGUUACACUUCGCCAGCCUGAUUCUUCUGGGGGAACCUUAACCUAUGAGGGCCGUUUUGAGAUACUUUCAUUGUCUGGAUCAUUCAUGCCUACUGACAACCAAGGAUCAAGAAGCAGGUCGGGUGGGAUGAGCGUUUCAUUGUCAAGUCCAGAUGGUCGUGUUGUAGGUGGUGGAGUUGCUGGUCUCCUUGUAGCUGCCGGUCCUGUGCAGGUGGUGGUGGGAAGCUUUUUGCCAAACAACCAGCAAGAUCAGAAACCAAAGAAGCCAAAGUCUGACUAUGCACCAGCUAAUGUCACUCCUUCCAUUACGGUGUCUUCUGCACCACCCCCUACUAAUGGUGAAAAGGAGGAUGUCAUUGGUGGACACCUACUACACAACAACUCAGGAACAACCCUUAACUCAAACCUUACUCCUCCCUCGGCCUUUCGUCGCGAAAACUGGGUUAACAUGCACUCCAUGACAGACUCGAUGAAGUCGGCUACUGACAUUAACAUAUCUCUUCCUGAUAGUUGAUGAUCAACCUGCAGUCUCGCUGUCAACAUUCAUGAUUGAACUCUUUGUUUAAUGGUUCCAGUGUUGUUCUAUAUGGCGUAGUUUCCACUCUUUUUCAAACCUAUUAUGAUCUUUUUUUGCCUAUGACUGUAGGGCGAAGUAGCUGACUAGUGGUGUAAGUUGCAGCUAGGUUUCUAUAAUUUUCUUUGCCUACCAGAGCAUCUGAUUCCUCGGCUGAUUAGGUAGAUGCUGCAAUGUGCAGUGUUAUUAUGAGUAGGCUAAUUUGGAUGUAAUCACAACUGAAUUUGUUGGAUCUUUUGUCUCAACCUAGCCAUUUAUUAUUAUGUCACGAGUAUAGACUUGUUAUUUUCUCUA